AUGAAUUCUGAUGAUAUAAAUUUUCAAGAACCACCGUCGGAACAUGGUCUACAAUUUAACGAUGCUAUACUAAAUGAAAGAAUCUUUUCAUCCAAAAGAUCGAGAGCCGGGUUUCUCGGAGCCAUUACUCGUGUCCGAGGACAAAUUGAAAUCCUUUUGUCAAACGUAGAGAACGCACAGACGGUUCAAAUACAAUUGCAGCGAUAUGAUGAUGCAUGGCGUAAAUUUGAAGACGCACACAACGGUUAUCUAUCAUUGAUUAGUCCGCAUAGUUUAGUGUUUUCCGAUGCCGUUCAGCAGUAUAACCAAUUGUAUACAGAGAAGGCUAUAUUUUCAAAUCGUGUAUCAAACUACCUACAAAACUGUGAAGAGAACCCUACAAACUAUGUCUCCCCAAAUGUAACGCUAAGUACAAUACAGAAAGAGCAUGUGUAUGCAGAAAGUGUAACUUCAAAUAGAUCAAGUAUAUCAAAGACAUCGAGUCAAUCCUCACGAUCAUCAGCACAAGAAAAAAGGGUGCAAGCAGCUAAAGCAAAGUUGACUUUACGUUUGGCUGAAAAUGAACGAAAUCGAGUUCUCGAAGGGGAAUUUAGGCUUCAGGACAUAGAAAGAAAGCAAAGAGAAUUAGAAAUGCAACAGAAAUUGGAGGAAGAAGAACUUAAAAGGACGAGAAGAAUAGAAACCUUAAAACAAGAAACCAAUAGAGAGCUCGCUGAAGCUCGCCAACAAGCUGCUCUCGCGAAUUUGGAAGCAGAGCUGCAGGAGCAAUUCGACAGCUAUGUAGAAGUCGACAUGGAGCUGGAGUCAGAAAUCGGGGGACGAAUCUCUUCUGAACCUGCAGAAGUAAUUUCACAUACCCAUUUACACAAAGUCCAGAAUCCAGACAAGGUUACGACGGGCAUGGCAGCGAGAUAUUUCUCCAGAACUGAUAAGACGUAUCCAUCGGUAUUUAAUAGCGAUCCACAACAUGAAGGCAACCCAUUUUCCUCAACGCCAGCAACAGUUAACGAACCGACUCAACCAGAUGUAAUACGGCCGGAGCCUUGGAGAACACUUGCCCCGGAAUACGCAUGGGGGGCUCAAGUUCCUUCCUACCCUAAUGUACCAAGUCGGGGUGGGCCUCAGAGAAUUCCGCCAAACCCACCAUACGUAUGGAAGACUCGAAUUCCCAAAGAUUUGAGAAUCGUAUCAUGUCUAGACACAAUUUCAGUGACGGUGAAAAAAUGUUGCGUUUAUUACAGUUCCUUGGUGGUGAAGCCAAGGAAGCAGUGAAAAGUUUCGAAUCAGUCAAAGGCGGUGUGUAUGAGGCAAUGAAGAUUUUGGAAAAGAGAUAUGGAAAAAGGUGUUUGAUCGUUAACUCGAUACUAGACGGUUUGACAAAGGGCCCAGCUAUACCAAGUAGGGACAGAACCACCUUACGAAAGUUCGCAGACGAAGCUGCUAGCACCAAUGCAACUCUAAAAUCAUUGUGCUGCUUGAAUAAAGUUAACCAAGGAAAUCUGGUGGAAAUGUUACGUCGACUGCCAAAAUAUCUUCGGGAAAGAUUUGCAGUUGUAGCUUGCGAUCUAGAAGCGAAAGAAGACCGGUUUCCUACAUUGAACGACUUUGCAAGCUUUCUCGACAAGUGGGCGAACGUUGCCAAUCACCCGAUAAACGCAAGCAAUACCGAUCAACAAGAAGGACCAGGACUAGCCAAGGGAAAGAUGAAAUAUGGUGCAAAGAUGGCGUGGGCUAUGGGCGUCCAAGGAGACGACAGCAGAAAUAUUUACAAGUCAGCCAAAGUCACUACUCCCUGUCCUUGUUGUUCUCAAGCUCAUCCAAUAUAUCGUUGUGAACUGUUCAAAGGUAAAACCCCUGGUGAAAGGUUCGAGUUUACCUAAAAGGAAAAACCUCUGCUACAAUUGUCUAAAGAGCAACCAGAUCAAGCAACUUGGUAGAACAGUGAAACAUACUGCCAGGUCUUGCCCUAGCAAAUUUAAAUGCAAAAUCGAAGGGUGUGAAGCAUCGCACCACACUUUGUUACAUAAACCAGAACCUUUAAAGGAGACGAAUGAAGAGAAGGACAAGAACAUCGAGCUCCCAACUGUUACAAGCAGCAUAGCCACGUCGAAAGCACAUCAUGCUGUACUUCUGAGAGUAAUUCCUGUGCGCGUUAUUGGAGAAUGA
Paramuricea clavata is the source of this 2166-nucleotide messenger RNA. NCBI's taxonomy places the organism in Eukaryota, Metazoa, Cnidaria, Anthozoa, Malacalcyonacea, Plexauridae. The record is from the annotation of a GenBank genome assembly.